CGACAGAAUUGAAAUAGUAUAUCGAGCUGCACGGUAAACACCACACCAUGGGCGCACAGUACUUAUGGCAAGCCUUCAAUAGCGUAGUGUGAACAGUGGGGGCAAGAGAAUGAAGCGGUAACAAACAUCGUAUAUACGUAUAUGAUUAUGAUUUGAGGACCCGCAUAUUACCAAUAAUUAUUAGUUGAUGUCUUUGCAAUUAGAUCGAAAAUUGCCUGUCUGUGCGAUGGAAACUAAUAGUGCGCGUGCGGAGGCACGCCAUCUUAAAGCACAACUCGAUGAAUGUCUGGGGCCAAAGGCUGAGCGAUACUGGAAGCUGUGUAGAGAGUUUCACACAGAAAACACACUGACGAAGAGAUCAUUCGAUGAGAGUGUCAGUACUUUACUCAGGGAUGUGGCCAUUAGUGUAACUGAUAUGACUGUUAGUGAUGAGAAGGGUCGAUCUGGUAUGGAUAUAAGCACAAAAGAUAGGGGUGGAGAUGCACAGCAUCCCGAUGUAGGUAAGGACAAUACGGAGGAGGAGGAAGGGAGUAUGGUAGAUGGAAAGGCGCUACACAACCGAUUUGUUAUGGCCGUAUUGAAGAGUGCACUGAUAUCACAACAGAAUUACAGACAGCGAGCUACUGAUAUGCAAGAGGGCUCUAAGAGAAGACUGCUCGACAAUUCUUCCAAAACUGUAAUUGAAAUGAAUGACGCGACCAAAGGAAGCUGCAAGAAACGGAGGAAGAUGUCACAGGGAGAAUCUACUGCUGGGGCCUCUCCUUUGCGUAUUAGACUGCCAUUCACGCCUGCAACUGGUCAUAAGAGCGAAGAUUUUUCCUCCGCAAUACCCCACACUGGGCUGAACGGUGCGACAUCAGCGUCGUCGAGAGGGUCUGGGAAGAGUAUAGCGAAUGACUCUGGGAGCAGCAACAAGACUGGCGCCGAAGUCAAAAGGACUAAAAGCUCGCUGAGUACGCACAAAAAUGGCACGAAUGGAGGUGCCAGUGCUACCAAAGGAACCGUACUAGCCGGUACCGCUGAUGCGUCGUUUGUUGGGUCGAUCAAGUCAAGCCCUCAGUCCCAACGUAUCAAACCCGAGCCUGCCACAACAUCACUGGAUAAUGGGGGUGCCAAACAGCUGAGUUUGUCUCACACAGCAGGCAGUGGUGGUACAGGUGGACAGACUUCAACUGAUACUUCGACCCGUGAUGGAGAUUGCCUACCGGGGAACGGAACGGCCGCUGCGAUAACUAGCACGAACACAAGUAGUGUUGGUGGUCUGGGAACAUCAGCUAGUUCGGACUUAAGUACGGCGCUAAGUACUGUGCCAUUGGCGACUGCUUCCCCUGCUCCACCUACACCUGAGUCUACGACUAAUACUACCGUGCCUACAAAAAGUGGGGGCAAGCGCAAGAAGCCGGCCAACAAACAAAUAGGCGGGAAAGGUGGUGGAAAAGGCUCGGCAAACAAACAAAUAGGCGGGAAGGGCGGUACAGGUAAGCAAGUAAGCGGAAAAGGGGGGGGCGAAGGGUCCUCUCAAAGCGGUGCGCAAGCGGGAAGUAAAAGCGCCGGGAAAUGCUCGGGGAAGGGGAAGGAAGCAGAGAUCAUUGGUAGUACCCGUGACAGUAUAGUGAGUUCCAUAAGUGCUAGUACAAUUCAGCGCCCCGUCUGCGACCGAGAGAGCUUUGUCAUGGCAGCCGAAGCGUUUGGGCCAGUCGCAGACGCUGGUGGCAGAUUCGUGAGUGUGCCGGUGAAGAAUAGUCUGAUCGAUAUACUCAAACCUGAGAAGCGUGUGACGACGAGUGAAGCCUCGUUGCUGGAAGCGUUGCACACAAAGGAUGGAUUCGUCACACUCAGAGACUCGCUCCCAAAGCGCAGUCAAGCUUCAAAAUUGGGACUUGAUGAAGCAGAUCCUACCACUACUAAUUCUACACUAAACACCUCGACUCUACCGUCAGCUACGGUGUCCAAGAAUGGUACAUCGUCCACUUUGUCACUGAAUGUGCCGCCCAAAGGCAACCCUGGUGAUCCUUCAAAUAAGCAACCGAGGCCACCGGAUGCAACACCCAUCCCUGGUAAAGGCACGAAUGCGAACUCGGCAGUAAUUAGUAUAAGUAAAACAAAGAAGGAAGGUGAGCAGCCGAACGGCUCGGCAGACGAGAUCACGCAACAGGAAGUGUUGGAAAUGCUUACCAACAAAAGACAUAUACCCGCGCCAUGGCAGGAUCAGGCGGACGCGCAAUUGGCUUACAAGUACGCGCAAAUAACAGCAGCGGAGGGAAAGGUCACCGAACGGUUGGCUGGCAAUCCACGAUCGCUUGCGCCAGCCAUUUCCGCGUUGGAGCGCGAGAGGGAGAGGGCAAGGCUGAUGGAGCGGGAUAGGAAACAAGCUAUCCAGGAUGAGAAAGAUGAGCUUCUUUUGUGCACCGAUACACUGGUCAUACCGGGGAGGGGUAGCAAGGCUCUCAUCAAGCGCAUGCAGGCGAUGGCUGUGCAGAAUGGGCUGGCAGGCGGGUGCGAUGAUGCUGCAUUCGGCGUUAUGGCGGAUGCUGUACGAACGCAUCUGAAAACCAUCAUGCGGUCGUGUCUAUCACUGAAGGUGAAGGCUAUGAACGAUAUCGGCGUGAGUCGUAUGGAGCGCCUGUACAGACCCGCGCGGUGUGCACGUGCGUUUACACGCAGCAGCUAUGCGGAAAAGGGCGGGGCGACUGGUAGUAUGGAGGACGUGAGUGCUGCGUUCAACAGCACAGAUUUAGGUGGCACUUCUGGCCUGGGGGGUAUCGGAGUGGAUGAUAUGGGAUUGUUAGGAAACAUGUCAGACGUCGGUCUUGGGCUGGAUCUUAGCGACGUGUCUAUGGGCGGAUUUGACAUGGAAACCAUAAACAUGAGCCUUGGAAUGGGUCUGGGCAUGGGAUUGGGUAUGGGGAUUGAGCCGAACGCAGGGUUGAAUAUAGGCGUCAGUAAUAUGGGACUUAGUAAUAUGGGGUUGGGGGAUAUGGGGACUUUCAACGGUGUUGGUAUGGGGGUCGGAUUGGGUGGAAUAAACGCGUAUGGCGGUGUGGAUGUAGGACUAACCAAUAAUUUGUCGCAUAUGUCGAACACUGGCAGCUUGAGUGCCCUGGAUGGUCUGGUGAGUAUCCCGGGGCAAGGUCUGGGUGCGAUGAAUAAUCCAAGUAAUAGCAGUGGGGGUUCUGGUUUGCAAGUUGGUUUAGAUGGGGGUUUCGUCGGCAUGAACUUCUCGUCCGAUUAUAUGAAUACUAAUAUUCCCUUGUCCGCGAACGGUAGCAACGACACCAUGUAUAUGUCUACUCUUGGCGACGGACAAAUGGGUAAUCUGAGGCUGAGUGACACAGCCAACACCAGUAUGAGUGGUUUAAAUACAAAUUAUGACUCGCCAGCUAGUUCGACCAGCCCUGUCCCGCCAUCUAACAUGCCUACUAAAAGCCCUCAGACCUCGCUGCUGAGCUUGGGCGGGGUGGGGGCAUCGAACCUGGAUACAAUUAGAAAUAUGAGUGCGGCGAUGCAGAUGAACAGCACCAACAUCAAUCUGAGCACUUCACGGGACAACCGCGGUAAAGCGCUCAGACACGCCAGUACUCAGCCCUCGAUCUUCGCGGAUGGGUCUGCACUGGAUGGCUUGACCUACGGUACCCCUUCUGCCGACACCAGCGGUGUCAUUAGUCGGAUGGGUAGUCUCAAUCUGCAACGUAGUAAUAGCAUGUCGCUCUCUACCGCCAUGCGCCUGAACCCUGGCAGUAUAGGCAAUACAGUGACAACACCUGCAGAGCGGGCCCUGUCGUCAUUCGGCAGUGCCGGUGUGGGUGGGUUUGGACUUAGUGAGGGUCUGAGAUUUGAUAGCAUUAAAUCUGCGACCGGAACAGUCACAUCUACUGGUGUAAAUAAUGCGGAUGGCAACCUUAACACCACCGCAGGUGUUGGAUUUCAGUCGCAGUCACCGAUGCUGGAUCUGGGAAGAAUCAGUAUGAGCGGUAGCACGAACCCUUCCACACUUGGCCUGGCAUCUACAGCGGGGUAUUUCCACUCCCCUAAUCCACCCUCGCCCAACCAGUUUAAAAGCACAAACAGCAUCGUCACCGGCAAUGUGACAUCGUUGAGCGUGAGUAUGCCAGGUUCUAACCAUGCCGACAAUACAACACUGUUUUCUCCGACGCCCUCAAGUACAUCAGCCAACAGUGGAGGCGCGGGUGUAAUCAAUAGUGGACUGGAGAAGAAUGCCACGAUGGGAUAUACGACCUCGUCCAUAAUAGCAGGAAUUACACAGACUCCAACAAAUACACCAAACAGUGAAGAGGCCAAGAACAAUGAUGAUGAGAGAAAUUCUGAAGGUUGGGGGCGUUUACAACCCGUCGGACCUAUCUGCCUCGAAGAUCUGCUGUCCACUUUCCAAGUAUAUCCGCAUCUGCGUGGUGACAAUCAAUUGAGUUGCGAGCGACUUCUUUCACAGCUGUGGCAAGUAUGAUGGAUGUCUAAUCCAUCAGCGCUCAAGACAUCUACCUACAUCAUAGAACUCGGGCGGGAGCUUGCUCGCUGUCAUACUACGGGACUACCGGCAGGCAAAAUUGGAGAUGCUCAGAACAAUCAGAAUACGAAGUGGCGAUGGUCUCGCUUUUGUCCUACUAGUCGUCUGGACUUAGCUGUCGUAUCUUCAACCCAUAUUUUCAAGGUGCUGUGAUGAAUGCCAACAUGACCCUAUUUUCAUUAGAUCCGCAGACACGCUGAAGGUUCUCCCUGAAAUCGCAUAGCGCUGUUGCACUUGCAAAUGCCUGCUAGACAAAGUAGUGAAACAUCGUUCGCGCAACCGCUUUAAACUCAUACCAUAUACCUUUUUGAAUCGAUGGCAUAACUUUACGAACCAGUCGUCGCUUUACGAUACUUUAAAGUUGCGAAUGUGCAUCCAGUGCAAAAUCUGCUCAAAGAUGCUGCACCGACAGUCGCAUGGCGUGUGGCAAGCAGUAUACUAUUAUAUUGACAACUAAAUAAAAACUGACAGCAAAUGCAUUAUUGGAUAGUAUAUGUGUACGACGCAGAGUAUACAUAGACCUAUGAAUCACGCAAUUUGCUAAUAAUCUAG
Messenger RNA from Sphaeroforma arctica JP610, 5074 nucleotides. RefSeq lists its product as hypothetical. The record is from RefSeq and is a predicted model, not a curated record. The transcript has 6 exons. NCBI's taxonomy places the organism in Eukaryota, Ichthyosporea, Ichthyophonida. Bases 188 to 4462 code for a protein of 1424 amino acids.